Messenger RNA from Ogataea angusta, 1074 nucleotides. RefSeq lists its product as uncharacterized. Gene Ontology annotation, cellular component: dynactin complex. Bases 1 to 1074 code for a protein of 357 amino acids. The record is from RefSeq and is a predicted model, not a curated record. NCBI's taxonomy places the organism in Eukaryota, Fungi, Ascomycota, Pichiomycetes, Pichiales, Pichiaceae. The transcript has a single exon.
AUGGGGUCUGUGUUUUGUCCCUGCUACGAGCCUCCGGGCGCCGCCGAGAAGGUCCCGCUGACCCUGCACGAUCCGAGUCUGCGACACCCGAUAGAAGAGCUGUAUUUCUGCCAUACCUGCCGCAGCAUCAAAUGCUACCGUUGUGUCGAUCUGGAACACGGGCCCAAGUUUUGUCCGUCCUGUUGGCGGUCCUUUGACCACGAGGCGCGGUACUGUCAACGCCAUUGCUUCAGGUGUCCGUCGUGCCGCUCACGACUUCGCGUGAAGGCAGACAGCAACGACGAGGACACAAAAAUCAGCAAGAGCUUUCGAUUCAAUUGUGCCAACUGUAAAUGGACCUACACCACAGGCAAGCUCACCAAGCCGCAGCCGUUGUACGAAAUCAUUAGGGAGAGAAGCAAAACGGUGCUGGAGCGCCGCUUUAGCGAGCUCAAGACGUAUUAUGAGAACCUCUACGAGACACUUCAUAUUAGCGAAGCACGGCAUCGAAAGCGUUUGGUUGGGAGAUUCUCGUCGCUGGAACUCGCGCAUGUAGUGGAGCAUCGCAAAUUACCCGAAAUCGGGGUAAUCAGAGAACAGACGGUUGAACAGCCCGAGCUCCCGCUGUUUCAGGAACUAUGCUGUAAAUCGAGCGUGCGGUGCAAGAGCUGUCGCAACGUUUUGGUGCAACCGAGUUCCGAGCCUUCGUCGAGCUCUUUUGAGACGCUGUCCAUGGCCAUAAGCAGACUGCCGGUUCUUGAGUGCAUUGGUUCGACUUUGGUGAUCACGAAUCCGAGCAAGGAGUCGAUGGAAGUUCAGCUACAUCUGAUGGAUAGCGAGGUUUUGACAUUAUACGAAACGCGGCUCUAUUUGAGUGCUCGUCCAGAGUGCAAGACGCCUGAGGAAUAUGCAAAAUCCAUUCCCACUCCGAAACUCACCAACUCGAGAGCGGAAGCUCUAUCGCGCACAGAGGAAGGACCGAAUUGGAAGAUCGUCAAGGCAGAGAUUCUGAAAGCCCAGGAGAUACCAAUAUUGCUAACUGCGAAAACAGACACAGCAAGCUUCUCGUGGUGGCAGUUCCUCAGAAUUUCUUAA